Messenger RNA from Silurus meridionalis, 1172 nucleotides. RefSeq lists its product as uncharacterized. The transcript is spliced from 7 exons. The record is from RefSeq and is a predicted model, not a curated record. The coding region runs from base 138 to 875 and encodes 245 amino acids. NCBI's taxonomy places the organism in Eukaryota, Metazoa, Chordata, Actinopteri, Siluriformes, Siluridae.
UCUUUCCGCAAUACUAGAAACAUUCACCUUAUACCAGCUUCACAGCUGACUGCAGCUCUGAGUUGUUUUGAUGUAUUUGUGAUUACUAAGCACGUCCACAAGUUUACACCCUUUCUCGGAAACGAAACCUAAAGAAAAUGGCUGCCGGUGCAUUCUCUCUUGUCUUAGUAUUUUUAUUCAUUUGUAGUGCAAGUUCUGAGAAAUUUGCGACUGGAUCAACUCAGACUCUUAGUGUAAACGCUGAAAGAGCUCUUAAAUUCAUUGAGUGGAAACACAAAGGGAACUUGGUGGUUGAGUGGUACGGUGAAGGUGACCCUACGCAGUAUCGAUACAAUGCAAAGCUAAACACAAACACUGGAGACCUCACUUUUAAAAUGCUGAAGGUUAACAGCGGUGAAUAUAAAUGUCAAUACCAAUACAAGGAUAAAGGCACUUUUGAUGAAAAAGUAUUUCAAGUUGAAGUAAUCGAUCCAGUUUCUAAACCCAAAGUGACCUGCAAGAAGAAUGCCACAGACAUUACACUCACGUGUACAAUAGGCUCUUCAGUGCCAGCAGAAUUUACAUGGACAGGGCCCAAUGGCUUCUCUCAUGUUGGGAACAUUGUCCAUAUCACCAGUCAAGAAACUAAUAACUCAUUGUAUUUCUGCACUGCACAAAAUGAAGUGAGCAAAGAGACAGCAGAGUUCACACUUAUGAACUGUUACAAAGGUGGUAAUAAAGGACCAACUUUUCUUUACUGGCUGAUACCCCUAAUAUCUAUAUUCAUUUUGAUUUUGGCUGUUAUUGCUAAACGUUGUUACAGUAAAGGUGCUAUACCUACAAAUUCUAAUCAGGAACCUGAUGUGAUAGAAUCUGUCCAGCUGAAUGGAUUAUAGAUAUAUUGCAGGGCAUGAACGUCAUCUUCUCCCUCAGCAUCACUUGAGACUAUCCCAGACAGUUCUUCAAUGUCAGAUUCAUCAGAGCCCAUGGGGAAAAACAUAUACUGGGCCAGAAGAUUGCGGUGGACGACUCUUUCCCUGUCACCAUCUUUUAAACGAACCACAUACACUGGAAUGUCUGGCUGUUUCUUUACCACAAUAUAUGGAUGUGGUUCUCACCUGUCACAAAACAACAAAUCCAAAAACACAUUAACAAAUUCGAAAACAAAUUAACAAAUCCAAAAACAAAUUAAC